AUGGCGUCGUUCGAACGCAUUGAAAUACGAGCAAUAAUAAAAUUUUGUCAAGAGGAAGGCGAAACACCAUCUAAAACUUACAAAAUGAUAUUGGAUAUCAAGGGAAAAGCCUCAGUGAGCCGCACACUAGUUUUUGACUGGCAUAAAAGAUUCAGAGAGGGUAUGACAGAGAUAUCGGACAAGGAAGGACGAGGAAGAAAGACGAAAAUUACAGGGACGUUGGUGACGUCAAUCGCCGCGACGUUAGAAAAAGAUAGGCGAUUGACUGUGCGGGCUUUAUCUUCAAUGUUUGGCAUUAGCUAUGGGACGGUGCAGUCCAUUUUAACUAAGGAUUUAAAAAUGAGAAAGGUGCUCAGACGCGAUCUAGUACAUGCUCUUGAGAAGAAGCGACCCGGUGUGCAACUCGAACAUUUCAUCCUACAUAUGGAUAACGCAUCCUCCCAUACAGCCGCAGCUACCGACCUAGAAGUAGCCGUGUUAG
Messenger RNA from Ruditapes philippinarum (Manila clam), 481 nucleotides. RefSeq names its product protein GVQW3-like. The transcript is spliced from 2 exons. The annotation marks the transcript as partial. Lineage: Eukaryota; Metazoa; Mollusca; Bivalvia; Venerida; Veneridae. The record is from RefSeq and is a predicted model, not a curated record.